AUGGCCAUGAAAACUCCUUCCCAAUUAUUUUUCUUGUUCCUAUUACUCUUCAUAACAUAUGUUUCUGCAACAGGAAGAUCGAGGCUCGGUGUGGUUAAGAGACGAACAAGGGAGAAGAAUCAUAACCAUGUUUUUAACACUAAUGGAAGCAAUGAUCUUUCCUCUAUAUUCAAAGAUUUGAAGAUCUUUAACUACACACAAACGCUUGACCAUUUCAAUUAUAGGGAUGAAAGCUACAAUACCUUUCGACAAAAAUAUGUGAUCAAUUUUAAGCAUUGGGGUGGUGCAAAUUCUAGUUCUCCUAUCUUUGUUUACUUGGGCGCUGAGUCCGCUUUGGAUGAUGAUCUUGGUUUCAUCGGCUUCCUCAACAAUAAUGCUCCUCGAUUCAAGGCUCUUGUAUUAUACAUAGAGCACCGUUACUAUGGACAAUCAAUCCCUUAUGGAUCGAGAAAAGAAGCAUUCCAAAAUGCUAACACUCUUGGGUACUUCAGCUCUUCCCAAGCUUUAGCCGAUUACGCCGAAGUGAUAAUUGAUCUGAAGAAAAAUUUGUCUGCAGAAGCCAGCCCUGUUAUUGUCUUUGGAGCAUCUUAUGGUGGAAUGCUUGCGACAUGGUUUCGACUGAAGUAUCCUCAUGUGGCCCUUGGCGCACUUGCAUCAUCAGCACCAAUUCUCUACUUUGAUGACAUAACCCCUGAAAAUGGAUACUACUCUAUUGCCACCAAGGGUUUCAAGGAAGCAAGUGAAAAUUGCUACAAUACCAUAAAACAAGUGUGGUCUAAAAUCGACAAUGUUGCUUCCACACCCAAUGGUCUUAAAUUCCUCAGCCAAAAGUUUAAGACUUGCCACCCAUUGAACAAGUCUUCAGAUCUAAAGGACUACUUAGACAGUAUAUAUUCAAGUGCAGCACAAUAUAAUAGUCCUCCAAGUUAUCCAGUUUCAAUGAUUUGCAAGGCAAUAGAUGAAGCAUCCAAAGGAACUACAGAUAUUCUAAGUAGAGUAUUUGCAGGUUUGGUUGAUUAUAAGGGAAACAAAUCAUCUUGCUAUGAUACAAGUGAAUACACUACUCCUAGUGAAACAACUGAUGGUUGGAAUUGGCAGACAUGUAGUGAGAUGGUAAUGCCGAUCGCAGUAGGUAACAGCAAUGAAACCAUGUUCCAACCAGCAACAUUCAAUCUCACAAGCUUCAUAGAAGACUGUAAGAAAAAAUAUGGUGUUAGUCCUCGGCCUCAUUGGAUUACAACUCAAUUUGGUGGUCAUGAUAUUAAACGGGUUCUUAAGCGGUUCGGAAGCAACAUCAUAUUCUCUAAUGGACUGAGAGACCCAUAUAGCAGUGGAGGGGUGCUCAAAAGCAUAUCUCCCAGCCUCGUAGCAGUUUAUACAAAACAAGGAUCUCAUUGCUUGGAUCUAGGUAAUUCAUCACCCAAGGAUCCAAAGUGGUUAAUCAAGCAAAGAAACAAAGAGAUCAAAAUAAUUGGUGGAUGGCUAGGAAAAUAUUAUAUAGAUCUUAAAGCAAAAAUAUGAUAGGACCAAAAUUAUUUCUUCUCAAGGUCUAGA
Telopea speciosissima is the source of this 1554-nucleotide messenger RNA. Its product is annotated as lysosomal Pro-X carboxypeptidase-like. The transcript is spliced from 9 exons. NCBI's taxonomy places the organism in Eukaryota, Viridiplantae, Streptophyta, Magnoliopsida, Proteales, Proteaceae. Gene Ontology annotation, biological process: proteolysis. The coding region runs from base 1 to 1521 and encodes 506 amino acids. Gene Ontology annotation, molecular function: dipeptidyl-peptidase activity; serine-type exopeptidase activity. The record is from RefSeq and is a predicted model, not a curated record.